Messenger RNA from Dreissena polymorpha, 3238 nucleotides. Its product is annotated as ankyrin-1-like. Gene Ontology annotation, biological process: intracellular signal transduction. The transcript is spliced from 3 exons. Gene Ontology annotation, molecular function: protein binding. Bases 1150 to 2475 code for a protein of 441 amino acids. NCBI's taxonomy places the organism in Eukaryota, Metazoa, Mollusca, Bivalvia, Myida, Dreissenidae. The record is from RefSeq and is a predicted model, not a curated record.
UCAUACAUGUUGGUAAACCAAAACACGGAGAUAUAGUCUUUGUCUGCGGAAUUGCGUUGUAACUUAGUUCGAUUUUUAGUCGGUGAAGAUUCUCAAUUUUGGUUGGAAUAACAACGCAAUAAGUGUUAGUCGUAUCAUUUAGAUUAAACGUGCUCGUAUAUAUAUAAGAGGAUGAAACCCGUGAACGUUUCGUCCGUUCGCUGAAACAUAUGACAAACCGAAAAUAUGGCACAUAAGGCCAACCGAUUAACUGAUUAACGAAUACGCAAAAUUGAUCCAGAUCGAAGUCAUGAGUCAAGACGUAACAAGAAUUCCAUGGUAUGAACUUUCCGAGAUUGAAGACUGCUUGAUAGGGUAGCCCAGAUUACCUUCCAAACCAGAGGAAUAAAACAGUCGAAUUCAUGGAAUGAUUUACCACGAUGAUUAAAGCGAUAUUAUAAUCAGAGCAACCUCGGUCGUCGAUUCCAGGGAGUAUGUUCAUCAUACGGAUGGUUCAAUGUUAAGGUAGCGCACAAACCUAGAAUAGGCUGGGUUGUUUACCUGGAGAAGUUGGCUGGUUCGAUUCAUGGAAAGAAAAGACGAUUAUUUACAGGCAGAAAUCUGGUACGAGAGAUGAUGUAAAAACUGACGGUGGACUUUUGUUGAUGAGGAAAUGGUACCGGCGGUUUACACUCAACACAAACGCUGUGAUUUUGAAAAGGACAGUGAUUGCGUUACAUUUUAAAAAUCGCAUAGCGGUUUUUUUAAGCACAACACUUUAAAUCCAAUAAGAACCGUCUGUAUUUUGAAUUACGUAUUUCGGAGAAGUUAUCAUGUGCGUUGUUUAUCCUCCAGUUUCGACACUAAUUAAUUCCGAGAUAAUUCGCACACCUGUGAUGCUGACUGAUAAUUAGUGAUUUUCGCUACCACCGGACAGUUCGUGUUGCAUGCCACUGCGGUUUGGUUGUAUGGAUAUGAUUCAACUGCAUCUGAUGAAAUCCAAAGUUCAACAUGCAAAAACUAUUGAUCACUAAGUACUUAUACGUGCACGCAAUUAAUAUGAACUAUAGCACCGAACAUCUGCGAUUUACCGAGUGUUUAUUUCAAUCGCCUAAAUUGAAGUGAUCCACUAUUGUCUGCGACGCUCACGCCUGUUUCGAAACAUUUACCAUGUCGGUUCUCAGUAGUACGUCAACAUCAUUCACACCUCUUCCGCCUAUUUCCGGAAAUGCGUCGACGUCACCGGAUUGUCUUUCGCGAGGAAUAAAGAAGAGACUUUGCCUAUCGGACCGAAUACUAUUCGCAAAGGCUCGUCUGAAUCGCGUCUCGCAGCGUAAAAAACUCUUGAUCACAGACGUCCAUGAGGACCGUUUCCCGGAAAAUGCGAGUCUUUCCCAGGACGAGAUGCUUAUGGAAGCAGCAAAGGCCGGUAAGGAUACCAAGGUUAAAUCUCUUAUUGCUGAAGGCUGUUCGGUGAACUCCGUGGACGAUCAAGGACGCUCGGCGCUACACUGGGCCGCGGAGUACGGGUACAUGCGGGUCGUGUACACGCUAGUAGACGCUGGCUGGGAUGUCAACCUGCUGGACAACAAGCGACACUCGCCUCUGCAUGUCGCCUGUGAUCACCGCAACGGCAAUGUGGCGGCAUGCCUUAUCUCAAAUGGAUCUCGAAUACGUACCGUCGAUCUGAAUGGCUGCACACCGCUGCAUCGCGCAAUACACACAAACCUAGAAACAAUCGCUUGUAUGUUGUGCAACCUCGGGGCGGAGGUGAACGCUAAAACAAAAACAGGUUGGACGCCUCUGCACGAGGCUGCGCGAGUGGGUAACGAAUAUGUUGUUCGUAAACUGAUCAAAGAUGGUGCUAACGUCAACGCGGUAUCAGAACAGAACGGAACGCCGUUUUUAACCGCCGUUUUCUACUACAGAAUUUCGCACCGUGCUUCCUACACGUGCCUGGAGCCCAUACUCGGUCAGCUCAUAGAGAAUGGCUGCCAGCUGAGUUUCACGGACGGCCAGUGGUCUCCCCUGAUGUCCGCCAUCUCUGUGUCCAACAGCCGAAUCGCCGGCAAACUCAUAUAUCACGGCUGCUUACUUCCGGAAGCUCAAGGGUACGGACGUAGCCUUCUAGUGGACGCGUUCACCAAGUGUGACGACUUCGUGGUGAAGCUGCUAGUCAUGGCCGGAUACAGAGUGACGCCAGAGGAGGUCGAACUGUGCUCAAAAAGAAUCCCCACGUUUUCGUUAUCCUUCCUCAAACUAGCGUUUCCAGGAUACAAUACAAGAGGAAGACACGAAAUCGAAAUCCUGAAAUUCCUUCGAGAACGCGCACAGCAGCCAUUUUCGUUACAAGAACUCUGCCGGAAGUCAAUCAGGAUUGGCCUCAACCGAGCGUCAGGUGACUGUUCUAUUUUAGGCCGCAUUCCGCUCUUGCCUUUGCCAACAUGCUUGAAGCAUUUCAUCUCCUUGCGAGACUACGCCAUAAGUUACGUGUAAACACAAGUCCCAAGAUGGACAUUGCUGGAUGAUUGAUGGCAGUGAUUUCAAGCAUAUACAUUCACGCGUUUUGCUGUUGUUUUAUUUUGGGCUCAAAGCCACUUAUAUAAAACAAAAGAUUCAGUCAAUGAGGUAAGACGUAAAACCGCGAAAUAGAUCACAUUUUGCAAACUGGUGACAUGAUUGGAGUAUAAUGUGUAUUUAAUUGUAUUAAAAAUGCCAGGUCUCUUAACAGUGGGCCUCGCUAUGGGAAAAGCGGGCUUUAUGCACGGGUGUGAAGUCUUUGAUAGCCCUGUGUCGUCCGCACUAUUAAUCAGGAUCACUACUUUACGCUUUAUGAUAUUUAGGACGUUUCGGCCCUGAUAACCAUUUCGAGAAUACGUUAAACACUCUUUUUGUUAGAGCGGAGAUCAUAUAUACAUUUACUUUUUAUACUUGUGGCCGAUUCAAGCUCAUAUGCGGCAUUGUAUCAUUUAUUUUUGUAUGUCUUUACUACGAAAAAUAUGCAAAAUAACUUACAUAUUGGGUAUUUCCCUAGUUAUCUGUUCGGUCAUUUUAUUGAUAGGACAAAUCAAAACGUUUUGAUAUACAUAAUUAAAUAAUUGUUUUACACAACUAAGCAACAACAUCCUUUUUUAAGGGAAAUAUUUUUUUUAAGUUGUCAUUUACAAAUCAUAUUUUAGCAAAUUUGAUACUUUUUAACCAGAAUUAUAUGUUUACAAGCAAAAUCUAAAUUUCAUGCGCUUUUUGACAUACAAACAUA